This is a messenger RNA of Dermacentor andersoni, 4568 nucleotides long. Its product is annotated as (Lyso)-N-acylphosphatidylethanolamine lipase-like. Gene Ontology annotation, molecular function: carboxylic ester hydrolase activity; lysophosphatidic acid acyltransferase activity. Gene Ontology annotation, cellular component: mitochondrion; lipid droplet. The record is from RefSeq and is a predicted model, not a curated record. NCBI's taxonomy places the organism in Eukaryota, Metazoa, Arthropoda, Arachnida, Ixodida, Ixodidae. Gene Ontology annotation, biological process: phosphatidic acid biosynthetic process; lipid homeostasis.
CCCUGGCUCGAGUCGCCAUUGCUCGUAAUCAGCGGGUGUGACGCAACCGCGUUUCACGCCGGUAAUGCGGGGUCUUCGACGUUGCUCGUUUAUAGAACGAGGCAACCAAGAAAGAUAACACGUCGACCUUCGCGUCUCGCCUGCCACUGCUUAUUUUCACUGCGCGCACAGGCGCGCAGCCAGCGCGGCGAAACGAGGCGUUGCUGUCGUUUUAUGGAGUCUGUCGUGAACCGCUGUCUGCUUCGAUCGUGAGCGCGCGCGUCGUCUGCUGCACCCGGUGCUCUACAGCUGCACCGUCCGCCUGUGUCUCUCGCGGCCUUCCUGGCGUGUUCCAAACGAAGUUCGACGAUGAAGCGCUUUCCUCGUGUUGACUUCAUUUUUCGCUCUGCAACUCCACCAGCCUCGCCGGCGAAGGCAGCCCGUGUUCCGAGUGUCGGAGACUCGCCGCCCUCCUCUGCAUUGGGUGCACCCGAAGACAUGAAGCUGGUGCGCUGGUGUCCUUCCUCCAGGGAGCAGCUCCAGGAGGCCGAGGAGAAGAUAUUCGCGUAUCUGAACAGGAAAUAUACAGGCCGCUAUGUUGAAGUUGGCCGCUUUGGAGACGCUGUCUCUCCUUGUCGCUUGUGGACCAUCACUAUGAAACCGGAAUCGGAGGAAGCGGUGACUCAGAUGCCGCUAGUGCUGAUCCAUGGCCUGGGCUGUGGCUCCGCGCUGUGGGUGCUGAACAUCGAGGAGUUAUCCAAGAACAGGGUGGUUCAUACUCUGGACCUGCUGGGCUUUGGUCGUAGUUCCAGGCCAUCCCUUGGAAACGACGCAACUCGCAUCGAGGAGCAGAUGGUGCAAAGCAUCGAGGCGUGGCGGCAGCAGAUGCAGCUGGAGCGCUUUGUGUUGGCCGGCCACAGUCUCGGAGGCUUCCUCUCCGCGUCGUACGCUCUCCUCUAUCCGCACCGCGUGGCUCACCUUGUGCUCGAGGAUCCUUGGGGCUUCCCCGUGUUCGACCCGGGUCGGCCGCGUGGUAAGCGCAUGGGUCACUGGUUGGCACCGCUGCAGCUCUACUGCAACCGUUUCAACGUGCUCUCGGGACUGCGAGCAUCUGGCCUCCUUGGGCCGUUUAUAAUGCAGGCAGCACUCAGUGGUGCUCACAGCCUUUUUGGUCGUGUUGUGACGGAUCCCACCGCUAUUCCCAAUUACGUGUACCACUGCAACGUCCGGAGGCCAACAGGUGAAGAGGCGUUCCGGAACCUGAGCGUGUACUUCGGAUGGACGAAGAAUCCCAUGGUUCUGCGUUUCUUGGACCUGGAUCCCGAAGUGCCCGUGACGUUCGUGUACGGCAAGACCACCUUCAUCACGCGAAGCCCAGCCGAGCACAUCAAGAAGACCAGGAUCAACGGAUACGUCGACGUCCAGGUGUUCGAUGACUGCGGUCAUAACGUGCACAUGGAGCAGCCUGAGAAGUUCAACGAACUCGUCAACAAGGUGUGCGACCUUGCCAACAGCGGUGUUAAACUCGGAUCGGGCACCUUCGCGGUGGACCGCCAAGCAGAAGAAUAGUUUUGCUUCUUGUGCCGUGCGUGAUCUUUAAUAUGGGACCACGUGAUGAUACGCAAGCACAGGAGAACCCAUCAUUGUAAGGCUCUGAACAGAACUGAAAGUGCCAACACGUCAGCAGUCAUUUCUCGGCAGUUUUCCUGUCGUGUAAAUUUAUAGCAAGAAGAAAUGCAGUUAACACGAUGACUUCGCAUCUGACGUUAAACUGCAAGUAUUUGGUGUGCCCCUGUGCCUUGCCAGGAAAUCUGCUAGUGAAUAAAGUCAUUUUCAAAUGCUGUGAUUAUGUGAAGAAAUGAAGCGGUGCGAAUCAGUACAGAGGUUUGCCUUUAGCGCCAUACGAGCUCAGUGCGUCGAACGUUGAUAUUUAUGCUAAUUACUUGGCUUCGCGAUGGCUCUUAUUAUCGUUUUCUGUAGAAGAAAAGGUGUAUAUUUGAAUGUAAUGUGCAACAUUAAGAAUUAUUUCUAUAGAAACUUGGCCUUCGUUAUCCAGUUUAUUCAUGUGCGUUUUCUGUCAACAUACCAUUUUUAUUCGCUCUACAUCAUCUGUCCUUUGGCUACAUACAUGAAAGUUUUAAUUAAACAUUGUGAAGUCUUCCGAAGGUGCCUCAACUAAAUCGAAAAUAAAUAAAAGCUUGCUGUUUUCGAAAAAGAAAGAAGCUAUGUGGCCUCUAGGGGUAGUACCUGUUAACCGUAAAGUGAUUGUACCGCCUUUGCGUGGCUGCCUUUGCGGAAAUGCAAAUCCAGCGAAUAGUGUGUUCUUGUCACAUGUUAUUAUGUACAAUACGUUUCGUAAGUUAUUCAGAAAACGUGAUGUUGACUUAAAUGCAUAUUAUAAAAGGGCUUGCGGACACGGACACGUAAGGGUGAAACGGACAACACAAGCGCCGGCUAUCAGCCAAAAGGUCGCAGUCGCGGAAGAGAAGGUAGACAUCUGCCUUAAAUAUCUUACUUAGAUUACAUGGCCCAGACAUCAUAUAAUUCUGGAUACCUGAAGCAGCGCGGCAAAUCUAAUGAUCACGAGGCAGGAGUUACGACCUUUUAUUUUAAAACCAUUUUAUAUUCGUUUUUGUUUCAUGCGCUAUCAAAAAAAAAAAGUUCUUGCAUCCCUGGCUUUUGCUUUUCUGUCGCCUAGUGAAAGGCCAGGAGCUCAGUAAAUACAAUAAUGACUUGCGUUGUGGUUUAGAUAAUUGCCUAAAACUAAUGAUCAACAUUAAACUAGGAUAAGUAAGCGUCCAAAGUAGUUGCUUUACCACUUCCCUGCACACCUUUCGAUAAAGAACAUACAGGUGGAAAGCAUAUUUAGCGCCAGCGAACGAGGACAGAAAGGAGACACCACAAUGCGCACUGUGGUGUCGUCUCCUUUCUGUCCUUGUUCGUUGGCGCUAAAUAUGCUUUCCAAGUCAGUUUACCAACACGCCCAACAAAUGUCAAUGCAGGUGGAGCCAAAAGUACCACCGCUAAUUUGGCAUUCAAAUGGUACGUGUGCACUUUAUUAUGACAUGUCGGAAAAGACUAGUUUUCUUGUUCCUAUUGACUAAACUAACGUCGUUUUUUUUUCCUUGACCCGUGUUCUAGGACGCUCAUCCACUCAAUCUAGGCACAGCGGAUAGACGGGUGGAUGGUUUAAAAUUGAACCAUUCAUCCGUCUAUCUGUUGAGCAUCGUAACCAGUGCUAUCUACUUCGUUUGCUCUUGACCCCAUAAGAUCCAUUGUUCGUGUUAUCGAACACUCGAACCUUUGAGUAUAUUGCUAUACGCUCUUUUUAUUCUGUGCCUUCCUUAUCUUUACUCCAUGCACCUAUCGGCGUCUCUUACUGUUCCUCCCGGCAGAUUCGUUCUCGCUCUUCUCUACAAUAUUUACAAGAGAAAGCUCGGCUAGAAUAACUACAUCUUGACGCAAUAAAAUUUCUUACGCCCUCACCCUUAAGGGUGUGAAAGUGUUUCCUUUGCAUUUACGUCUAGAUGUAUGACGCAACACGCUAACAAAAUAUGCUCAAUCGUUACUGCGCUUUUCCCACGCGAUACUGGCGCCGCCCCUCGACAGAAGUUGUCACUGCGCUUCAAUGGCCCUUCAGAGUAGCAAAGAAUUUGCAACCGUGCUGCUGGCCGAGUCUACUCGAACGCACUCUCCUCGUCGUAGGGAUCACCAAGGGCCGUUGCCCACUUUCUCCUCCAGUCGAGGGGUGGCGCUGCACUCUGUCCGGUGGUAAAGCCCCUUAAACUUCAUAAAGUAGCGACACUCUCCUCCUCCGCCUUCACUCCUCCUCGUCUCUCCUCUCUUUCACGCUCCCUCCUCGGCCGUGACGCCGCCUACACUGCUCGAGCGUAGCAACGGCGCCAACAUGCGCCCCUCGCCACUCCGUGGACUCUUCUCGAGCAAAAAUGGCGCUGAUGCACGGCGCCAGGGCCCACGUGAUGCUAGCAGGCCAAUAGCGACGCGGCGUCGGUCUAGGCCAGAGCGCGCGAGCAGGAGGCGGCAUUUUUCAAAGCGUGGCAGUACUUUGCGAAGUUUAAGGGGUUUUAUCCGGUGGGUCUUUAUUCGGUAAAGUCGGGGAAGAGGGAUCGAGUCGAUAACCGUUCGCGAAUACGGGGGUUAGCGGUACUCGUGUCGUCCUACGAUGCUGGAGGGCAUUCAUAAAAGUCUACAGACGUCUUGGGCUACAAUCGUUUCGUAGCGUACGACAAUAGUAUAUGGGUGGCGCGAGAGCUGUGCGGAACGUGCUUCCUUGUUUGUUUGUUUGCUUGCUUGCUUACCUGUGUUUGCAUAGAUGAGUACCUACUUGCGCGAUUGUUGUUAGAUGCCUUUGUUGAAUAGUCAUCAAGACCUCAGUUGUUGUUAUGAUUUACGUUUGUAAAGCUUUGCCCUGUUGUUAGCCCUUGUUUUUCGUGAUGUUUUUACCCACGCCUGUAAAGAUAAACACAGGAAAAAACUUCAAUUUCCCUGUUUGUUCCACAUACGACGCUGUAAACAACUGCUUUCAGAUUGAACCAAAAUAAAUUGCAUAAAUGAAUUUUAGUACGUGC